GCGUAAAGUUGCAGAGCGCACCACUGCUGACCGGAGCUAUAUUCAUGGCGGAAAACCAAUACGACCUAAGCCCUCGAAUCCUUUGCCUCCUCACCAUUCUCAACUCUCUCCUUCUCUGCCUCGGCAACACAGGAGGCCCGAUCCUCCUCCGCACCUACUUCCUCCACGGCGGGCGGCGCCAAAGGAUCUCCAUCUCAUCCUUCCUCGAAACCGCAGGUUUCCCCCUCCUCCUCAUCCCCCUCUCACUCUCCUACCUCCAUCGACGCCGCUCCAAUCCCUCCACCCCUUUCACCCACCUCAACACCCGCCUCCUCAUCGCCUCCACCAUCAUCGGCAUCCUCACCGGCCUCGACGAUUUCCUCUACGCAUACGGCCUCGAUUACCUCCCCGUCUCCACCGCCAUCGUGCUAACAGCGACGCAUCUCGGCUUCACGGCCUUCUUCGCUUUUCUGAUCGUGCGGCAGAGAUUCACCCCGUUUUCGAUAAACGCGAUCGCGUUAUUGACGGUGGGUGCGGCCGUGCUUGCGUUGCACGCGAAUGGCGAUCGGCCGAAGGGAGUGAGUGCGGCGGGGUAUUGGAAGGGUUUUUUCAUGACGAUCGGGGCCGCGAUGCUGUACGGGCUGGUGUUGCCGUUGAUGGAGCUGGCUUAUGCCAAGGCGGAGAUCGUCGUAACAUACACGCUGGUGAUGGAGAUGCAGUUUGUGAUGGGGCUUUUCGCUACCGCGUUCUGCGUCGUCGGGAUGGUCAUCAACGAGGAUUUUCAGGGGAUUGAUGGAGAAGCGGAGAAGUAUGGAUUGGGAGAGGGGAAAUACUAUUUGGUUCUGGUUUGGUGCGCGGUGUUCUGGCAAUGUUUCUUCGUGGGAGCUGUGGGGGUUAUCUUCUGUGUUAAUACGCUGCUCGCCGCCGUGAUCAUCGCUUCGCUUAUUCCGGUGGUGGAGGUUUUGGGAGUCGUCUUCCUGCAGGAGAAAUUCAGCGGUGAGAAGGCGGUUUCUCUGAUACUCUCGCUCUGGGGAUUGCUUUCUUAUUCUUACGGCGAGUAUCGACGGCGGAAUGAGGAGUCCGGCGGAAGCAGAAGUCCGGCGGCCGCCGCCCCAACCGUUGAAGUGGUCACU
Phalaenopsis equestris is the source of this 1112-nucleotide messenger RNA. Its product is annotated as purine permease 3-like. Gene Ontology annotation, cellular component: membrane. Gene Ontology annotation, molecular function: purine nucleoside transmembrane transporter activity. Lineage: Eukaryota; Viridiplantae; Streptophyta; Magnoliopsida; Asparagales; Orchidaceae. The transcript has 2 exons. The record is from RefSeq and is a predicted model, not a curated record. The annotation marks the transcript as partial.